Molecule: messenger RNA, 327 nt
Organism: Apiotrichum porosum
Lineage: Eukaryota; Fungi; Basidiomycota; Tremellomycetes; Trichosporonales; Trichosporonaceae
Exons: 4
Coding region: 1-327 (108 amino acids)
Biological process (GO): nucleotide-excision repair; mismatch repair; double-strand break repair via homologous recombination
Cellular component (GO): site of double-strand break; DNA replication factor A complex; nucleus
Molecular function (GO): single-stranded DNA binding; damaged DNA binding
Source: RefSeq, a predicted model, not a curated record
AUGUCCCGUCUCGGUCCAGAGCCCCGCGUGAACUCCAAGUUCCUCAGCGACCACCGCGGUCAGACCGUGCGCCUCACUGCCAAGGUCCUCAAGCUCGUUGGCGACACGGCGACUGUCGAGGCCAGCGACGGUGGCGAGGUUGCAAUCAUGCUCUCUCGUGACAUGCACAUCGAGGACACCUACGUAGAGAUUAUCGGCAGUGUCAAGGACGACCUCACUGUCAAGGCGCUCACCAGCAUCAACCUGGGCAACACUCUGGACAUGAAGGCUGUCAACGCCGUCGUCGAGUAUGCUCACUCGUCCAAGGGCAGUGGCGUCCUGGCGUAG